AUGUUUGCCUUGGAUGUCAAGACAGCUAUCGUCACAGGUGCGACCGGCGGCCUAGGGUCGGCCAUGGCCUUAGCUCUGGCGAAGGCUGGAGCGGCGAUUGUAUCGAUCGAGCUACCUGAUGAUCCGUUAUCUUCAGCCCUCAAGGAAGCUCUCGAGCAUAUUCCAGUGUCUUUGCACACUUUUCGAUGUGACCUUCGAGACUCUGCUAGUCUCAGAGACUGUUAUAGACGCAUAUGGGAUGCUGGUAUAGUGCCAGACAUCUUGGUGAACUGCGCCGGCGUUGUCCGCCGGACUCCCUGCGAGGAUACAUGUGAUGAAGAUAUAGAUCUGGUUUUGAACGUCAACGUCAAAGCCUGCUACGUGUCGACACAGGAGUUUGGCCGCAGGCUGAUCUACCAAGGUCGCCCCGGGAAAAUCAUCAACAUUUCAUCCGUCACCUCUUACCAAGCUGGCUUCAACACUAGCAUCUACUCUACCAGCAAGGGCGCCGUAAUGCAGAUGACCAAGGCUUUUAGCAACGAGUGGGCGUCCAAGGGCAUACAGGUCAACAGCAUUGCCCCUGACUUCAUGGAUACCACCAUGACUUCAGGGUACCAAGCUGACCCAGAGAUAAUCCAGUACCUUAUGAGCAGAGUUCCGAUGAAGAGGUGGGGCAGUCCGGAUGAUCUGCAAUCUGCAGUCCUGUUUCUUGCAUCACCCGCCAAUCGUUUUGUCUCGGGCAUCACACUCCCUGUGGAUGGAGGAUUCCUGGGAAAGUAG
Molecule: messenger RNA, 759 nt
Organism: Fusarium vanettenii 77-13-4
Lineage: Eukaryota; Fungi; Ascomycota; Sordariomycetes; Hypocreales; Nectriaceae
Exons: 2
Coding region: 1-759 (252 amino acids)
Molecular function (GO): oxidoreductase activity, acting on the CH-OH group of donors, NAD or NADP as acceptor
Source: RefSeq, a predicted model, not a curated record